Molecule: messenger RNA, 1466 nt
Organism: Exophiala mesophila
Lineage: Eukaryota; Fungi; Ascomycota; Eurotiomycetes; Chaetothyriales; Herpotrichiellaceae
Product: ADP-ribosylation factor 6
Exons: 3
Coding region: 345-908 (187 amino acids)
Biological process (GO): vesicle-mediated transport; intracellular protein transport
Cellular component (GO): cytoplasm
Molecular function (GO): GTP binding; GTPase activity
Source: RefSeq, a predicted model, not a curated record
CAUGAAAUUUCCAUCGCACAUCCCAUGUUAGAAAUCCAUUUCCCCUCGGCAUACUCUCAGUCUUUACUGUUAGGACAAGAUUGACCGCUGACAGAUAUUGUCUCGAACGGUGGUCAUUGGAAACUGGUACCCUCGAUAUCGCCUAUUUCCGCGCUCUCCGUCGAAGCCCAACCUUGACUGCAUUUGCUCGAAGUGUUCCAACAGCAAGCAGUCGCUACGUCAAACCGAGCCACCAAGUGCCACCAACAAGUGGACAGCGACUCUUGACACACACACAAGUCCACGACCUCGAGUACAUCACUUGGCCCACACCAGUGCUGCGCCACGGCAGCGACCCUCUCAAGAUGGGCAACCAAAUAUCAAAGAUGCUGGGCAAGAUCUUUGGAUCACGAGAAAUGCGCCUCCUCAUGCUCGGCCUUGAUGCAGCGGGUAAAACAACAAUCCUCUACAAGCUCAAGCUCAACCAAGAUGUCACGACGAUCCCUACCGUCGGCUUCAACGUCGAGACGGUCACGUACAAGAAUGUCAAGUUCAAUGUGUGGGAUGUGGGUGGACAGGACAAGAUCCGGCCUUUAUGGCGGCAUUACUUCUCUGGAACUCAGGGUUUGAUUUUUGUCAUUGACUCCAACGACCGAGCGCGGAUAGACGAGGCCCGGCAAGAACUCCACAGGAUCAUCUUGGACCGGGAAAUGAAAGAAGCGCUGUUGUUGGUGUUUGCCAACAAGCAGGAUAUCCCCGGCUCAAUGACACCCACAGAAGUGACGGAGAAGUUGAGACUGGCUCAAUUGAAGGAACGCACUUGGUAUGUGGUACCUAGCUGCGCGACUACUGGCGAAGGUCUACUGGAAGGACUGAGUUGGCUUUCUACAAAUGUCAAACAACAACCUCGACAAGCACCUGCCAAGUAGAUGCAAGGUGGUCCUUUAGUGGGGCGGCAGGAUACAUACUGUACCAUGCCUUGAUCCGAAGGGGAGGUCGGCGAGCGCGGGAGUUGAGAUACCUAUUUGCAAGCGUUUUCGCGAGGGAGUAUAGUAUUCAGCGCAUCGGUUCUUUUGUUGGCCGGCCCAUAGAUACAGAUUCUAACAACAAGACGCAAAUGAUUCAUGACCAGUCAAUGGACCGAGUCUCAUCAAGCAAGACCAUACGCAUAGCAUAUGCGUAGAGCCAUGUCAUGCCGGAAACCAGGGGUUGUGUUUGCACAGCACCGAGUAUUGUUGCCCUGACAGCAUAAUUGCGAAGUCAUUGGCCUGGUGUGACAAGGUGAGAUUGGCGGGGCACAAAUGAUGAUCCGACCGUGAAACAUGAAACGAGAAGCAAGUGGCAAGCAGGCAUGGUGGUGUGGCAGGACAAUUAAGCUCCUUCGGGGAUGGGCAGAUGGGCAUCAUUAUUGAUGGUUCACAGCCUGGUCGUCAAGUCAGACUAUUCUGCACGACACAUAAUAGUAAUAGCAUUAAUUAAAUAAUGAU